AUGGACACUCCUCUCGCAUUCGGUGUCGGUGCUAUCACUGCCGCUCUCGUUGGUCAUCAGCUACUUCGGAGGGCCGGACAAGGAGCAGCAGAGCAGUGGAUGGAUAGAAAAGAGGCUAUUGCCAUCCUUGGACUAAAGGACGGACACCUGCUGCGUAAUAGAGUAAAAGAUGCUCACCGUCAUAUAAUGCUCACCAAUCAUCCCGACAGAGGCGGCUCUCCCUAUCUUGCCAGCAAAAUUAACGAAGCAAAAGAUUUGCUCGACAAGACGGAAGGCAAACGAUGA
Messenger RNA from Desarmillaria tabescens, 285 nucleotides. RefSeq lists its product as uncharacterized. Gene Ontology annotation, cellular component: PAM complex, Tim23 associated import motor. The transcript has 3 exons. NCBI's taxonomy places the organism in Eukaryota, Fungi, Basidiomycota, Agaricomycetes, Agaricales, Physalacriaceae. The record is from RefSeq and is a predicted model, not a curated record. Gene Ontology annotation, molecular function: ATPase activator activity. Gene Ontology annotation, biological process: protein import into mitochondrial matrix. The coding region runs from base 1 to 285 and encodes 94 amino acids.